GUAGGAUUGCACGGCCAGCAGUCCACCACCACAAGCAACACACACACACACACACAUCCGACUACAAGCCAGGCAGCUAGGGGAGGGGAGAGCAGUGAGCGGCGGCGGCCAUGGUGAUCUCGCACUCGAGCUCCGGCGCCGGCGAGUCCGCGUACAACACCUUCUCGUCGCGCUACGCCCGCGUGGAGCUCCCGAGGUACCGGAUGCCGGAGAAGUCGGUCCCCAAGGAGACGGCGUACCAGAUGAUCACCGACGAGCUGAUGCUGGACGGCAACCCGCGGCUGGACCUGGCAUCCUUCGUCACCACGUGGAUGGAGCCCGAGUGCGACAGGCUCAUCAUGGACUCCAUCAACAAGAACUACGUCGACAUGGACGAGUACCCCGUCACCACCGAGCUCCAGAACCGUUGUGUCAAUAUGAUUGCUCACUUAUUCAAUGCACCAAUAAAUGAGGAUGAGAAAGCUAUUGGAGUUUCAACAGUGGGAUCCUCGGAGGCAAUAAUGCUUGCCGGCCUGGCGUUUAAGAGGAAGUGGGCAAACAAAAGGAAGGAGCAGGGGAAGCCAUAUGACAAACCUAACAUUGUCACUGGUGCAAAUGUUCAGGUGUGCUGGGAAAAGUUUGCUAGAUAUUUCGAAGUAGAACUAAAGGAGGUCAAGUUAACUGAAGGAUACUAUGUUAUGAAUCCUUCGAAGGCUGUUGAAAUGGUGGAUGAGAACACCAUAUGUGUUGCAGCCAUCUUGGGAUCUACUCUCACUGGAGAGUAUGAAGACGUUAAACUAUUGAAUGACCUUCUUGUGGAAAAGAAUAAGGAAACAGGGUGGAAUGUGCCGAUCCAUGUUGAUGCUGCUAGUGGAGGAUUUAUUGCUCCUUUUCUUCAUCCUGAGCUUGAGUGGGACUUCAGGCUACCAUUGGUGAAGAGCAUCAAUGUUAGUGGGCACAAGUACGGCCUUGUUUACCCUGGUGUUGGAUGGGUCGUUUGGCGGAGCAAAGGCGAUUUGCCCGAAGAACUCAUCUUCCAUAUAAACUAUCUAGGGACAGAUCAGCCCACAUUUACAUUGAACUUCUCCAAAGGUGCAAGCCAGAUAAUUGCACAAUACUAUCAGUUGAUACGCCUUGGCUUCCAGGGAUACAAGCACAUCAUGGAGAAUUGCCAGGCGAAUGCAGCCGUGCUGAGGGAGGGCAUGGAGGCCACCGGCCGAUUCAGCAUCCUGUCCAAGGAGGACGGCGUGCCCCUGGUCGCCGCCUCACUCAAAGACAGCACCAACUUUAGCGUGUUCGACGUCUCGGAGAACCUGCGGAGAUUCGGAUGGAUCGUGCCGGCCUAUACCAUGGCUCCAGACGCGGAGCACGUCGCGGUCCUCCGUAUUGUCAUCAGGGAAGACUUCAGCCGGAGCCUCGCCCAGCGGCUCCUCGCGGACAUCAAUAAGGUCCUGCACGAGCUGGACGCCCAUGCAGUCCAUGCCAUUAAGGCCACCGCGACACAAACUGGCAAGGGCGCCGCCGCAGACAACGGCAAGGUGACACAGAAGAGCGUCCUGGACACCGAGAAGGAGUUCGCUGCGGCAUGCAUGUCCCUGGUAAGGAAGAAGACUGGAGUCUGCUGAAGGACAUGGUCAGACGCACGCUUCAAGGUCGUUACAUCUGUGUAUCUAUAAUUAUUUUGUACUACGUGGAUUCCACUCCCUUUCAGCAUGGUCUGUGGUUGUGUACAUGACACCUCUCGAUGCAGGUUAGUAUUUGUUGUUUGCUUUAGUUUUGUUUCGAGAUGUUGCGUGUUUGCUGUGCAUCCUUUACUUCUGUACUGAGAUGAUUGUACAUGUGGUUUGUUGGGCUUUGCACCUUAUAAAUGCUGGGAAUUUACAGACAUGAUAGUUGUCUGAUUGG
Hordeum vulgare subsp. vulgare (domesticated barley) is the source of this 1884-nucleotide messenger RNA. Its product is annotated as glutamate decarboxylase-like. Gene Ontology annotation, biological process: L-glutamate catabolic process. Bases 111 to 1604 code for a protein of 497 amino acids. Gene Ontology annotation, cellular component: cytosol. The transcript is spliced from 7 exons. NCBI's taxonomy places the organism in Eukaryota, Viridiplantae, Streptophyta, Magnoliopsida, Poales, Poaceae. Gene Ontology annotation, molecular function: glutamate decarboxylase activity; pyridoxal phosphate binding. The record is from RefSeq and is a predicted model, not a curated record.